Guillardia theta CCMP2712 is the source of this 5580-nucleotide messenger RNA. RefSeq lists its product as hypothetical. The record is from RefSeq and is a predicted model, not a curated record. The transcript is spliced from 22 exons. NCBI's taxonomy places the organism in Eukaryota, Cryptophyceae, Pyrenomonadales, Geminigeraceae. Gene Ontology annotation, molecular function: zinc ion binding; ubiquitin protein ligase activity. Gene Ontology annotation, biological process: ubiquitin-dependent protein catabolic process via the N-end rule pathway; protein ubiquitination. The coding region runs from base 1 to 5580 and encodes 1859 amino acids. Gene Ontology annotation, cellular component: ubiquitin ligase complex; cytoplasm.
AUGGAGGAGGUUGGCGGGGCCAACCACCCAUGGUCAGUGCUGUGCUUGUCACGGGAGGAGUUUGUUUCCCGCAUCGCGGAGGCUCGGUCUUCUCCUGAUCACUCCAUGUUGGAAAGGAUAAUUACGGCGCUGAAGCAGCAAGACGAUGACAUGACUCCUGCGACAUGCGUUGAGCUCAUUGGAUGGCUGCUUGCUGGAGAGGAGCCGAGUCCAUGGUUGUCCUCGCUGAAGGAGACAGGCUUCUCGUCAAAGUGUGGGCAUGUGUUCGAGAGCGAGGAGUGGAUCUACAAGUGCCUGCAAUGCUGCGCCGACCCCACCUGCUGCUUCUGCUCCAAAUGUUUCGAGAACAGCCCCUGCCGGAAGCUUGGGCAUCGCACGCAGCUCGCCCGCUCUCCAGGAGGAGGGUGUUGCGACUGCGGAGACCCCGAGGCAUGGAACCCCUCGAGUUUCUGUAGUAUCCAUCAAGCGAAGAGCGAAGAGACGUGCAAGGAAGAUCGUGUGCCCCAGCAGUUGCUGAGAUUCGCUCCUCUCCUCUUCAACCAUGUGCUGGAGUACUGCUGCGAUGGUCUACUUUGCAACGAAGAUGCUGAAUACGAUGGCGACGGUUUUCUUGCUGUCUUGCACAACGAUGACAUUCACGACAUGGACACAGUGAGGAACAGCAUCGUCCGUGCGAUAGAUUGCGAUCGACAAAUCGCCCACAACAUCAUGAUGAGUGCCCACCAACACGGGAGUGCCAUCGUGAAGCAGGGAAGCAAGCAGCAUUGCAACAAGAUUGUCUCUUCUCUGCGCAAGGCAGGGUUGAUUGUGACCUUGACACAUCGGCUCUGGCAAAGAUUUGAGCUCCGAGCGACUGCGAUUCUCCAGUACCUCGCUGACAUCUGCUCAUGCUCCAACUCCCUCCGAUCGGUGCUGUGCGAGACUCUAAUUCUGCGGGAUACGAACGAAAACUUGCAUGGGGUUUCGUGGAAGCACAAGCCGCUCCAGGUGUUCAUGGAGAACGAGGAGUCGUUUUGGGCAGGAGCUAGCCCGGUCCUGCACAAUCUCUACGUGCAGCUGAUAGCUGACGAGAAGUUCAAGAACUUCUUCGCAGACGCUUUCAUCAAGCUCUAUCCUUCUCUGAUAGACUCAAAGAAGGAGAGCAGCGUUAUCGGCAACAUCACGCUGCUCGACGUGUCCGUCCAGGUGUUCACCGUCCCCUCAGUGGUGCAGCGGCUUGUCAGGGAGAGGAGGCUGAUGUCGAUUCUCCUCUCCUCCCUCUGGUCCAGCCUGGCCGACGAGAUCAUCGACGUCAACCACUACGACCGCGACGCCAAGGAGCUUCCCAACGGCUAUCGCCGCGUGCUGAGCGACCUCGUGUACGUCCUUCGCAUCCCUCAGAUCUCCCUGUCCCUGAUCCAGGACGAGGGUGCGUCCGACGCCAACACCAUCGAGAGCUUCUUCAGGUUCCUUGAGAGCAUGCAGGAGAUGGACAAGCAUCCCCUGCAGAAGGUCGAGCACGUGCGGGACGACCGGAACUGGUCGGAGAGCUUCAGCCUGGCCACUGAGAUCUGCCAGCUCCAGGGCCUCAUCGUCCAAGGCUACCGGCAGUCCCUUGCCGGUAUCUCAGUCCCUGCAGGAUCCGACGGGCAGGAGCUUUCAGCCUUCCUGUCCUCUGCUCCCUUCACUGUGAUGAAGAGACUCUACUCCACCCUCCUAGACUGGGCCAUGCUGAGGAUGAGUCAGAAUGCGGUCAAGGUAGGCAGGACGAGGCCGGCCGACGGCUCUCACGGGUAUCCUUACGUGGAUUACGAGAUCAACAAGCACAGUGUGAGCCUGCACUGCCCGCUGCAUCGCAUGUUCUCCUCCCUGUGGGCGGAAGUGAUGCAGUGGAGCAAGGGGAGGAUCGACAUGGGGAGGCUGCACCAGCAGCUGGUGGCAGAGGUGUGGAAGGAGUCGACCUUGUCCGACGCGUCGAGCUACUGCGAAGGAGUGAGCAACGUGGAGCUGUUCAACCUGAUGCUCCUGGAGCUGCCGCUGCGCGUUUUCAUCCUCUCUGGACAGUCAAUGGCUGGGGUCUGGCUAAGGAACGGGAUGUUCAUCAGGGGCCAGCUGCAGCUCUGGUGCAGCUCGAGGUUUGGGGAUGAUUUCCUGAGGCUGGAUCUGUACAAUCUGCAGUUUACCGCAACGAUGCUCUCUCCUGCAAACUUCUUGUCCAUCUUUGCGGAGAGGUUCAUGUUCAAGUAUUGGAUGUCCCCCCUCAGCCACCGUGUCGGGCUGGACGACGAGCAGUAUGUGCACGUCCUGGCUGAGAUGUUGUACACCCUCAUCAUGGUCCUCUGCGACAGAGGGUUUUCUGGCAACUUCGAUGAAAGAGGAGAAGUUCGUCGGUUGCUGAUCCAUAGGCUGGCGGUAGAAGCAACAACUCAUAGCAACAUCAAGAAGAAUCUCCCGACGAGCAUCUCGAGCUCUGACCAUUUCGACUCUGUGCUACAAGAGAUUGCCACGUUCAGACCUGCCAACUCGACCAACCCCGGCACUUACUGUCUGAAGUCGAACCUAUGGGAGGAAGUCGAUCCGUUCUGUUGGUUGUAUUCUCGCAAAGAGCACGAGCACGUUCUGGAGACUAUGGAGUCCAAGUUUGGACUUGACAGCCAGCAGCAGAAAGAGAAGGAGAAUGCUUCGCAUCUUUUCACUAAAUUCCCUCCUCUUCCACAGGCUCUGAAGGAGUUAGAGCAUUUGUUGUUCUCCGAAGAUCUCUGGUUCAUGGUUUCCAAGAUUGUCAACUGUGCUCUGCUGCACAUGAACGACGAGGGUGCCGAGUCUCAUGCGUUUGUCAACGACUCGGUCCUUCACAGAACUCUCUAUAUCUGCAAGCUCGCGGUCAACCACGUGGUGGAGGAGGCCAAGAGGUCAGAAGGCAGUGGAAGAGAAGAGUGGGGAAAGCUGGAGCGAUUGUUUACGAACGACUACCAGAGCAAGAGCGUACUCGUGUGCCUCUCCCGAUUGCUCACAGGCAUGCAAUCUCAAGCAUCCGACUCGAUGACUCUCCGCUUCCAACCUAAAAGGCACGAGGCUGACAUUCGGCACAUUCUCCAAAGGCUCUUCGCCAACAGUCAGACCUGCGUCGCCCAUGCCAGCGACGCUCAAGCUCUUCCUCGCGAAUUCCGUCAGGCAGCAGCAGCUGCCGACCAGCCGACCAGCGAAUCAGCGCCUGUGGAAGAGAGCGAAACAUCCGAAGUAGACGAGAAGGCGAGGAGAAAGAAGGAGGCGCUGGAGCGAGCAAUGAAGGAGAUGCAAGCGCGGCAGCAGGCCUUUGCUGCGAUGAUGCAAGAUGACGACGAGGACGAUCUUGACGAGAGCUAUGGAGGUGCCAACGAGUACGAAGGGCGGGCUGUGCAGGACAUGUACGAGAGCGUGUUGCCGACUCAGUGUGUCCUCUGCCACGAGGAAGCAUCUCCAGGAAGGCCCGUCGGUCUUAUCUCGUUUGUGCAGGCGUCCACCGUCCUCUCGACACUGUCAAAGUCGAGCAGGAGAAUAGAGGGGACGCCGAGUGUAGAGGACGAGAGCAUGACUGAGGACACCUCUGCAGCCCCCCCAAACAGAAAAGAUCAUCCUUGGUCUUUCACCCACGUCUCUCAGCGAGGAUGGGAGCAGAGAGGGAGAGAGUGCGGGGUGGCGACUACGUUCUGCGGGCACGCGAUCCACAGGGACUGCUUGAACAGGUAUCAAAGCUCCAUGACCGGCUUGUCACGAGGAAGAGGGUCCUCCUCACCGGCCGAGUUCUCCUGCCCGCUCUGCCGCGCCCUCGGGAACAACCUCGUCCCGCUCGUGCCCAAGGACUUGCUCUGCAAGCAGGGUUCACGUCAGGCUGGACAGGCGAUGGAGGAGGAGCAAGGUCAACAGCAGGAGCAGGAGGCUGACGCGAGGACAGAGGAGGAUGAGGGAGGGCAGAGGAUUGAUGAGCGAGAGGACGCGUCUGACUACCUCAUGCGCUCGGUCGACAAACUCUUCCAACCCCGUGGGCGUCUGGUGGACCACAAGAAAUCGAAGCUUCAGAAAGUCUCCCAGGAGGAGGGAGCUAAGAUCGGGGGCGCGGCCGUGUUGGCAGAGCAGGCCGCGAGCUAUCAGCCGGAGAAGGAGAUGGCAGAAGUGAUGGCAAAGAAGAUUGUGGAGACUCAUCUCUUCGCGCAUGAGGAGGGGAAGGAGGAGUUCGAGGCCCCGACCAGCCCUACGUUGACAGCCAUCUCCUCCUGCAUCUAUAGCAUCUUCAGUAUGGAGUCGGCCUGUCGGCUAGACGGCCCACCUCCCAACUCCAGCUGCGAGGAGCCCGACGGCAGCUGGGGUUCACUCAGUAGCUUCACUGCGACCAAAAUCGCUCCCUUCACAGCUCUCGUGCGAGCUGUCCGCCUGCUGCAGCAGAGCAAGCUCAGCCUCGACGGGGAGAGCAUGAGGCACCUGACCAUGUGGUCGAAGCUACUCCGCGGCAUCGGAGCAGAGGAAGCGGCAGCAGCCAGCCAGCCGGGCAACGGCGAUCUCCACAUCAAGUGCGUCCUAGAGGCCGACGUCUGCUCCCUGCUCGUCCACUGGCUUUUCCUGUCGUCGUCCUCCAAGUCCGACACCGAGCUGUCGGGGGAAUUCGACGGUUUCCUCCGUAUCUUCUGGGUGGCGCAAGUCAUGCAGGCUGUCCUGGCGCUCAGCGACGGAAGCGCUGCCGGCCGGGCUGCAACAGGUGACGAGGAGGAGGAGAAGGACAGGAUCGGAGAAGACAGAGAAAACUUCUCGCAGCUCCUCUUUCUGAUGGACUCCGUGCUGGGUGCUGGUCUGAGCGACGUUUCGACUCGCCUUCCCCUCAACAGGGUGCUGGAAGCAAGCCUUCCCUUCCUGCGCAGGUGUUGCCUGGUCAAGAGCCUGUUCUUCGCCCUCCCCCUCCCCAGCUACGAGCAAACUAGCAAGCAGGAAGAAGCCCUCAUCCUGGUCCACUUCCUCGGACUCACGGGUCAGGGAGGGAUUCCGAGCAUGGAGGGCACGAUGGAGGUACUCGUUAAGCGAUGGUGCGAGGCGUUUGCGGAGCGGCACCAAGGAAGCAGCCGGUUCUCCUUCCUCUCCAAGAUGUACAGGAGGAGGGCGGCCAGACCCUCCUUCAUCGACCUCCCUCGGGACUUCCAGGAGCUCUUCCAGAUCGUCCUCAAGCAGCCGUGCCGGACUUGUGGGAUGAAGCCGACGGAGCCGGCGCUGUGCUUCAUGUGCGGGGCGAUCGUGUGCGCCGGGGGCGACUGCUGCAAGAAGGAGGGGAGGGGCGAGUGCACCCUGCACACAGAGCAGUGCGGAGCAGGAAUCAAUGUUUUCCUCAUCAUCAAGACCUGCACUUUCCUUGUCAUACGGUCCGGGAUAGCCCACGGGGCCGGGGCCAUGCUACCGUCGCCGUACCUGGACGAGCACGGGGAGGAGGACUUCUACCUGCGGAGGGGAGAACCCUUGUUCCUGUCGCAGGAGAGGAUAUUGGGCUUGCUCAAGAUGUGGGUGUCGCAUCAGUUCAACUACGAGCUGACUCGCUCCGGCGCAAGGAACGAGGGCAUUUGGUCCUGGAGCGCGUUAUAG